UAUGUAUUUCACUGAUGUCUGUGCUCUAUUGCUGCUCUACCAAACCGUCUGUUCCCUCAUUGGAAUGCAUUCCGGCUCACCCUGCCCCACUUUAACCGCUGGUGGUGAGUGGAGCGAGAGAUGUGAUGAACCAUUCUCUUCUGUGUUCAUCAGGAGACGGAGGCACCAUGAAGUGGCUCCUGGUCACAGCGUUCAUCUCCCUCCUGCCUGUAACAUCUGCUGUGAAGCUGCAGCUCUUCCUGCCGGAGAGUGUGGAUGUGACGGAGGGAGAGAACGUGACUUUUCCCUGCUCAUUCUCCUCACCACCGACCAUCUCGAGUGGCCUCUACAUCACGUGGCUCACGAUGCCCACAGGCUACAUAAUCUAUGACUCGCAACUCGGGAAUCCCUGGCUUGGAAUAGCUGAGUUUACGGGAGACAAGGAAAAGGGCGACUGCUCCCUCAUGCUCCUCAACGUCUCCAGGACCCUCAGCCCCGUGUUUAAGUGCGAUGUCAUUUGUACAAGCUGUGGGACGAUCAACUGGAAGGUGGAACGAGAAGUGAAGCUGAACGUGACGGCUGCAGCUCCACAGUCACGCGGGGAGACGGUGGAGACGGUGGCAGCGGUGGUGAUGGUGGUCAUAGUUGUGGUGGGCAUGAUCCUGGCAUCUACGGCUGUCAUCCUCUUCAUCAAGAGACACCCUUGGUCGUCUUGGAGCUCCCCCCGCUCACUCAGUGGCGAUGGGCAAGCAGACGUGCACGGUGAUGUGGAGGAGAAUGGGCAUCCACUGAUGAUGGUGAAUGGACACAAGGAGGACAACGGAUACAAAGGCAUGGACACUGUUUGAAGAAAUCUUCUGUGGGCUCCCCUGUGACCACCCUGGCCAGCACGUAGAGCCACUCUUACCCACAGUACCAUGCGGGAGUGCAGUGCUGACUGCCUGUGGUUCAUGAGCUGAUUGUUUCCAGAUCGUGCUUUUGACAUCUCUCUCCCUCACUGUGACUCUCCACACUCCUCUUUGGCCACUUCAAAUCUCUCACCGCUAAAUUCCACACGAUCCAGAAUUGUACUGCUGCCUCCCAUCACAGCUUCUGUAAAUUAAACUUCAUCAUCCCAAUCCUCAGAUCCCCCCACUGGCUCCGAAUCCGGUCCCCAAUCGACUGAGACAUCGCACUCUGCACCGACACGACCCUCCAUAGACUCUCCGCUACCUCUCAUCCAUCUGUUCAGGGCGUCCCCAAUAUAUGUCGGGGUUCGGGACCGAAAAGUGGCGACUUAUAACGAAACAAUGUAUAGCAGGGAUUUUUCCUUUAUAGGGAUACUACGUGUUAAUGGAGGGGAGAUAGGGGCCGUAAGAGCAUAAACUUUGCCUAUGCGAUGCAAAGCGAUGCAGUUUCUCCCAUACGAAACAAUGAAAUAAGGUAGGGAAAGAGACCGUACCUUAGGGAAAUGUGUUGUGUUUCAUACUUAGCAACCAAAAUACGUACUUUACAUGUCCAACUAGGAACUCUAUGUGUACAAAACUUUACAACACGACGUACACACAUUUAUAACCAAUUCUGAGUUAAAGAAUCGCUAAACAGCAUUAAAACUUAUAAAACACUUGAUUGAAAACCAACUUCAUUAGCAUUUCGAAGCAGCCCUCUACACUUUAUUUUCUUAACAGAAAAACGAAUGUGACAUUUUAAAGCAAAGACUCGAGCAGAAAACAAUUUUAGUGGAAAAAAAGCACUAAAUCAUGAACAGCAUUAAAAAAGAAAGAUGUUACCUUCACCUACAUUUUUAAUGAUCUUCGCCUGAGUAGUGAAUGAGUUGUGUUGAAGGGUUGCACCGAUUACAACGAGCACUCGUAGCUACAUACGCCACGAUGGCACUGAAGGUGGCAGCACAUGCGUGAGUUGUACAGUACGUCUACACUCACCCCCCACUCAGAAGUGAGUUCAGCUGAGCCAAGUUGAAAUCAAUUAUUCAAAAUCGAUAAUCGUCACCGGUGUUGGCCGCGAACGGGAAUCGAAGUCGGGUCGCCGGGCUCGGAGCGAAGCGCUAACCGCCACGUGAUAACCGCUGUGCACCGACGCACAAUGUGUUUGACUUGGCUCAGCUGAACUGAGUUAAAACGACGUAAUGACAUGUUUAUAUACAUGUGUUUGCGUGUGUGUGUACGCAGGGAAAUGUUACGUUGCGUUCCUCAACAGACUCCAGAAGUUCCCUCCUUUCUCUCUGUCUCUCCCCUGUGUCUCUCCUCACCUGGGCUGCACCACCGCUGUUUUCCUUCUCUCCUGAGCUCCAUGCAGAUUCCCUACAGCCCCUUCCUGCUCUACUGAAUGUGUCAGCAUUGUGCGUCUGUAUGUGAACCUGAGCCAAUGUGCGAGUUGUGUGUACAAGUGUGAGCGAAAGGAAAGGGGUGGUAAGUCGUGCAGUCUGAAUUGUGUGUGGUUUGAAGGGACCAGAAUCAGUGCAUGCAUCGUAAACGCAAUGCACAGGUCUGACUCAAAGGGUUCCUGCACUGGGAAUGUUUGACACAUUUUGUCACUAAUUAUUUUUGUACAUGCCUUAAACUUGCCACAAAUUAACAUAUAUGUACAUUGUAUUUUUACAACUGGUAAACGAUCUCACUCACCCAUGCUGUGUUUAUUUAUUUAUAUGUAUUAUUAUUCAGAAUAUGCGUCUUGUGCUGUUGUAAUGUAUGCAAUGUCAUGGUGAUUGUUAUGAUUACUAGUGUUACUUCGAAUUUGUUGUUUGCACAGGAAAACUAUUUUAGCAAAGGCGUUUCUAUUUCUCUUUUUGCAAUAUUUUAUCGAAUGUUAUUCCUCGCUCUAGAUGCACUAUUUUGCGAUGUUUCUUGAAUCUUAAUGUUCAGUUUUGUUUAUUUUUACGCGACCUGUUGCAAACGUUAUGUUUUUAAUUUGACAGUGUUUCUGUUUUGUUGAUGAAACCCGAUUCAAGAGCUUCUUAGCUCACAGGGCAAUUCUAGAAAAAACUGUUUAAAAAAAAUAAUAAACUGUAAACUAUUUACGGUUAGGAAGUGGUUCCUGACCUCUAGAUCGCAGUCCAUGGCAAUCCACAAGGCCACACAUAGUCAUCCUUUUGUUACUGCAAGUUCUUUCUCACGUGUAGAGGGUUGGCAGUGAACGUGGGUCUAGAAAGGGUGGGGACCACUGGUCUGGAAGAUCCAUAAUUUCAGUGACAGAUAGCCAUUGUUUUAGACACCUCAUGUAUUAAAUAUUUAGUAUUAGGAAAUGUCUUUAAGGUCCAUAUUUUGUAUUCAUGGUUGUAAAUAUUGUUUUAUGAAAUCUGUAUAUUGCAAACAUUGUCUAUUUUUAAAGCAUUGGUGUAGAAAAUCAAUGAUUUAGAAUAUUUGCAAUGAGAAAAAAUGUAAGACUUGUACCUUUAUUUCGGGAUAUGGUGAUCAUUUUCGACC
Molecule: messenger RNA, 3401 nt
Organism: Lethenteron reissneri (Far Eastern brook lamprey)
Lineage: Eukaryota; Metazoa; Chordata; Hyperoartia; Petromyzontiformes; Petromyzontidae
Cellular component (GO): plasma membrane
Source: RefSeq, a predicted model, not a curated record